This is a messenger RNA of Hibiscus syriacus, 966 nucleotides long. Its product is annotated as U1 small nuclear ribonucleoprotein C-like. Gene Ontology annotation, biological process: mRNA 5'-splice site recognition; spliceosomal snRNP assembly; mRNA splicing, via spliceosome. Bases 201 to 803 code for a protein of 200 amino acids. Lineage: Eukaryota; Viridiplantae; Streptophyta; Magnoliopsida; Malvales; Malvaceae. The record is from RefSeq and is a predicted model, not a curated record. Gene Ontology annotation, molecular function: zinc ion binding; pre-mRNA 5'-splice site binding. Gene Ontology annotation, cellular component: U1 snRNP; nucleus. The transcript is spliced from 5 exons.
AUUUCGUCAUAUAUUUCAGUGACGAUCCUAAAACUCUGCCAUUACAGAUUGAAUAUUUACGCCCAAAGAAAUUUCUACUCAUAAAGGUAAAAUUCCUCUUUCUUUUUCCUUGUAUUGAAGCUAGGGUUCUUGCUCCGGUGCAAGCUUUCUAGGGUUUUACGAUCUGCAAGCAUUCAGCUUCGGUUCCGAGUCGUUUCGCAAUGCCUCGGUAUUACUGUGAUUAUUGCGACACUUAUUUGACCCACGACUCUCCAUCAGUUAGAAAGCAACACAAUUCAGGUUAUAAACACAAGGCGAAUGUUAGAACUUACUAUCAGCAAUUUGAGGAGCAACAGACCCAGAGUUUAAUAGACCAAAGGAUCAAGGAACAUCUGGGCCAAGCUGCGGCUUUCCAGCAGGUUGGAGCUGCUUUCAAUCAACAUUUAAUGGCUCAGAGGCCCCGACUUCCUAUUAUGCCGAUCCCCGGGGCCGGUCCGUUACCUGUAAAUCAACCGAUGGUCCCAGGAAUGAGGCCCCCUGUUUUGCCAAGAUCUGUUCCUGGUGCUCCUGGUUAUGCUCCCAUUCCAGGCAUGCCGCCGAUGAUGGCACCACCUGGUGCUCCUUUGCCGGGACAAUUUAAUAGCCUUCCACGACCUCCUACAUUGGCUACUCCAACGACAGUUGCCGGAACUGCGAUGACACCCACUUCUUCUAAUGGAACCCCAGCUACGUCUGCACCAUAUCAGGUCAGUCCUGCUGCCCCAACAAGUGGCGGGUUUGACAAUUUCAAUGCCCAUACACAACCUUCUGAAGCUAAUCAAUAAUCUGGUUAAACUCACAUGUUUUGCUUCCAUAUUAAUGUAAGAGGUUAAGCCCAUAUAUGUUGUUGAACAACAUGAAGCUUUGGGGUCGGUGACGGGAGACUUUGGGUUUAACUUAGGGUCUAAAUUGAUAUUUUUUUAAUUUAGGGGUUAAAAUGAUGUUUUA